This is a messenger RNA of Musa acuminata subsp. malaccensis (wild Malaysian banana), 2233 nucleotides long. RefSeq names its product protein trichome birefringence-like 10. Gene Ontology annotation, cellular component: Golgi apparatus. NCBI's taxonomy places the organism in Eukaryota, Viridiplantae, Streptophyta, Magnoliopsida, Zingiberales, Musaceae. The record is from RefSeq and is a predicted model, not a curated record. Gene Ontology annotation, molecular function: O-acetyltransferase activity.
ACGCACGUCGUCACGACGAGCGAGUUCUUUGGAGCCGCUUUGGUCUUCUUCGACCGUGCAGCUUUUGCUUUUACUCGCUUCACGAGCGAGUUUGUCGCGAGACGCUUACAGAUCUCACCGACCGCCGAAAGAAGACGAUGAGUCGCUAAUGGCGACAAGAGUGAGUUUUGACAGCAAAAAGAGAAGCGUAGAACAUCGUUCGCCAUGGUAGCCUGUGCUCCCUGCGGCCGUCCUCUUUUGCUUUGCUUCUACAUCAACCUACCUCCCUCCAACUCAUUCUCUUCCAUAAAAUAGAUUAGAUUGCCUCCGCUUGCUUUUUCCCACUCCCGCACACAAAAAGAAGGUCCAAAGUGCUCAUGGAGGUCUCGGGCCGCGUCUCGUCUGGGAGAAACUCGUUGCCGCUGCUGCCGAGGUCGCCGGCGAGGAGGAGGGGGGAAGGCGGAGGAGGAGGAGGAGGAGGGGCAGAGGAGGCAGGCAUGGAGGCGCUUGGGAGGCUGGUGAGGCGAGUGAAGCCCUUCGAGCAUGUCGGCCUUCUGGGGUUCGUCGUCUUCACCGCCGUCCUGUUCCUCUCGCUGCUCUGCUUCGCCCACUUGGACUACAGCUGGGUGUGGCCCGGUGGCGGAGGGUAUCGGGGGUUAUGGAUCUCUGGGACGAAGGGUGGCGGUGGGGAGAGAGGGAAGAGCCACGGCGGCGGCGGUGGAGAAUGCGAUUGGUCCGAGGGGGGGUGGGUGUGGGACGAGGAGUAUCCGUUGUACGAGUCCAAGGACUGUGGUUUCAUGGACGAGGGUUUCCGCUGCUCGGAGAACGGGCGACCCGAUCGAUUCUACACCAAGUGGCGGUGGCAGCCCGCUGGCUGUGAUCUUCCCAGAUUUAAUGCAAAGAAGAUGCUGAAGAAGCUAAGGAACAGAAGGUUGGUGUUUGUUGGUGAUUCGAUAGGGAGGAACCAAUGGGAGUCCCUCCUCUGCAUGCUUUCCAUGGUGGUUUCUAACAAGAGCUCGAUCUAUGAAGUCAAUGGUAGCCCAAUUACAAAACAUAUGGGAUUCUUGGUUUUCAAAUUUGAAGAAUACAAUUGCACUGUGGAGUAUUACAGGUCACCGUUUCUGGUUCUCCAGAGCCGUGUCCCACCAGGGUUACCGGAGCAAAUUAAGACUACACUUCGACUGGAUGUCCUGGAUUGGACAUCCACCAGGUGGAAAGAUGCUGAUGUGCUUGUCUUUAACACCGGGCAUUGGUGGAACUACGAGAAGACUGUUAGAGGGGGUUGCUACUUCCAAGAAGGUAAUGACGUGAAGAUGGAGAUGAGUGUUGAUGAUGCUUUUCGGAGAUCAAUUCGAACAUUAUUUGAAUGGAUCCAUAAAGAAGUCGAUAAGAGCAAGACUCAUGUUGUCUUUCGCACUUACGCUCCUGUUCAUUUCAGAGGUGGGGACUGGAAAACAGGAGGGAGUUGCCACUUAGAAACACUUCCUGAUCUAGUUUCAUCUACAGUAUCAUCAAAAGCAUGGGCUCAUCUGUUGGAACCGUUUAGGAAUAUGCCCUCGUCAAAUUCAACUAUGAAUCAGGCACUAGAGUUGGAUCUGCUGAACAUAACCCAGAUGACAGCUCGAAGGAGAGAUGGCCAUUUAUCAGUAUUCUACCUUGGUUCUUCAGGACCUGCCCCCCUCCACAAGCAGGAUUGCAGCCACUGGUGCUUACCCGGGGUUCCAGAUACAUGGAAUGAGCUACUCUAUGCACUCAUUUUGAAAUGGGAGUUGCAGAAGCAUCAAAAUAUGACCGUCUUGAGCACGGCCAGAGUAGAGCUGGUACAGUAAAGUUCAGCUGUCAAGACUGCUAACUUGCACAAAGCUUAUACAGGACAAGUUUGCCAUUUAUCUUUGUGGAACCCUUGUUGGAACUCUGGACCAUCAGAAAGCUUCUACAAAGCUUCUGAUGUAAAGUUCUGCUGUCAAGACUGCGAACUUGCACAAAGCCUCUACAGGACAGGUUUGCCAUUUAUCUUUGUGGAAACCCUGUUGGAACUCUGGACCAUCAGAAAGGAUUACUGGCAUAUAAUUUCCAUAUACCUGUCGAUACAGAUUGCUCAUAGUAGCUCAUUACAGUAGCAACAGAAGAGAUGGAUACACUUCACUUACUAUCUUGUAAGUUGGUAAUUGUUGUUCUGGUUGUAAAGCAACAGCAGUGUGUUCUACAGAUGGCACUUAAUAGGAGUUUUGGAAAGGCUGGUUAGCAUUCUUGA